Dryobates pubescens (Downy woodpecker) is the source of this 3229-nucleotide messenger RNA. RefSeq names its product sorting nexin 18 (gene SNX18). Bases 67 to 1884 code for a protein of 605 amino acids. Gene Ontology annotation, molecular function: protein binding; phosphatidylinositol binding. Gene Ontology annotation, cellular component: cytoplasmic vesicle; plasma membrane. Lineage: Eukaryota; Metazoa; Chordata; Aves; Piciformes; Picidae. The transcript has 2 exons. Gene Ontology annotation, biological process: plasma membrane tubulation; cleavage furrow formation; endocytosis. The record is from RefSeq and is a predicted model, not a curated record.
GGGCGGCGGCAUCGCGGCGGCGGAGAGCAGCCCCUGGGGUCGGUCGGGCUGUUGGGCGGCGGGACCAUGGCGCUGCGGGCCCGGGCGCUGUACGACUUCAGGUCGGAGAACCCGGGAGAGAUCUCUCUGCGGGAGCACGAGGUGCUGAGCCUCUGCAGCGAGCAAGACAUCGAGGGCUGGCUGGAGGGCGUCAACAGCCGCGGCGACCGCGGCCUCUUCCCAGCCUCCUAUGUGCAGGUGAUCCGCGCGCCCGCCGCCGAGCCGCCGCCGCCCGCCCGUUACGCCAACCUCCCCGCCGGUGGCUUCGAGCCGCUGCCGCCACCGGCCGCCUUCAAGCCUGCGGCGCAGCAGCCUCUGCCCGCGGCGGCGCCGGAGCCCUUUUCGGUGCCCCCCGCCGCCGGGUACCCCUUCCCGCCGGCGCCCUAUGGCGGCACGUACCAGCCCAGCCAGGGCAGUGAUGACGACUGGGACGACGACUGGGACGACAGCUCCACCGUGGCCGACGAACCUGGUGCUCUGGGUAGCUCCUACCCCGACUAUGAGGCAGCGAGCGGUGGAGGGUCCAGCCGCUACCGCAUGUCCACCCGGUGCGAACUCUCUCUGGGCUCCCGCGGGGGCGGUCACCCGGCGAGCCACCCGCACCCGCCCGGCGGCAGCGGCGCCAAGAGCUCGGCCACGGUGAGCCGCAACCUCAACCGCUUCUCCACCUUCGUCAAGUCUGGCGGGGAGGCCUUCGUGCUGGGUGAGGCAUCGGGCUUUGUGAAGGACGGGGACAAGCUGUGCGUGGUGCUGGGCCCCCGUGGCCCCGAGUGGCAGGAGAACCCCUAUCCCUUCCAGUGCUCCAUUGAGGACCCUACCAAGCAGACCAAGUUCAAGGGGAUGAAGAGCUAUAUUGCCUACAAGCUAGUGCCCAGCCACACUGGCCAGCAAGUGCACCGUCGCUACAAGCACUUUGACUGGCUCUACGGGCGUCUGGCCGAGAAGUUCCCUGUCAUCUCUGUGCCCCAUUUGCCAGAGAAGCAGGCCACUGGCCGCUUUGAGGAGGACUUCAUCUCCAAACGUCGCAAAGGCCUAGCCUGGUGGAUGGACCACAUGUGCAGUCACCCUGUGCUGGCUCAGUGUGAUGCCUUCCAGCACUUCCUCACCUGUCCCAGCACAGAUGAGAAGGCCUGGAAACAAGGCAAGCGCAAGGCUGAGAAGGAUGAGAUGGUGGGUGCCAACUUUUUCUUGACCAUCAGCGUCCCUACAGGCACUGGAGCUAGCCUGGACUUGCAAGAGGUGGAAAGCCAGGUGGAUGGCUUCAAAGCCUUCACAAAGAAGAUGGACGAGAGUGCCCUGCAGCUUAAUCACACAGCCAAUGAGUUUGCCCGCAAACAAGUCACUGGUUUCAAGAAGGAAUACCAGAAGGUGGGGCACUCCUUUAAGUGCCUCAGUCAGGCAUUUGAGCUGGACCAGCAGGCCUUUUCAGCUGGCCUCAACCAAGCGAUAGCCUUCACUGCAGAAGCCUAUGAUGCCAUCGGGGACCUCUUUGCAGAUCAGCCCCGGCAGGACCUAGACCCUGUGAUGGAUUUGUUAGCUCUGUAUCAGGGGCAUUUGGCCAACUUUCCUGACAUCAUCCACGUCCAGAAAGGAGCCCUUACCAAAGUAAAGGAGAGUAAGCGGCAUGUGGAAGAAGGGAAGAUGGAGCUCCAAAAAGCUGAGGGCAUUCAGGAACGCUGUAACAUUAUUUCUUUUGCAACCCUAGCAGAAAUCAAUCAUUUCCACAAAAUCCGUGUGAGGGACUUUAAAUCACAGAUGCAGCAUUUCUUGCAACAGCAAAUACUCUUUUUUCAAAAAGUGACACAAAAGCUAGAAGAAGCUCUUCACAAGUAUGACAGUGUGUAAUCUCUGAGCUGUGGUUUGUCAGCUUCCCUCAGCAUGAACAUCACCCAAGCAGCAAAGCAAAUGCUGCUGUUCCUGAAGAACUGUUGCCAGUGGUAGAUGGUGGUACAAGUUUGGCUUUGUGUUCACCUGGAACCCCAGUUUAAUCUCCAGUUAUAUAGAAAGGAAACAGUUAUAGGGCUAUGUAGUUGAAACAGUACCACGCAUUAUAACUAAGUUAUACUGUGUAUGCCUACACUACCAUUGUAACUUCUUUUGAAAUAAUGAGUAUACUAUUUGCCUUACUGCUUUUUGAAAUAUGGUAUUUUCGUGCAUACUUUGUAGACCUCAAAACCCUUUGGGUCUUUAAGGAAGCCGGUUAGGUAAAAGCCUGCUUCAGAUGCCUUUUACUUUCCUACAUUUGGAUUUCCCAAAUUCAAAUGAUUCUCUGUUUACAGACUCCUACUAGAGCAGCUAUGUGAUUAUGUGCCUUUAGAAUCUAUUUUUCCUUUUUUAGUAAGUCACAUUUCUAUGAUUGAAUGAAUGAAGGGUUGAUGCCUAUAACAGGAACUGAUUAUGAAACCUCACACUGACUGGAAAAAAAAUGAGCUGCCAUCCAGUUUGCACAGCAAGUAACGUCCUACGACAGAUGUUGGCUCAAAAAGGAGAACUUAAAUCUCUUCACACUUUUCCUGAAGUGGAAGCUACUUGUUAUGUGUCUGAGGAUGUUAAGCACAUAUACAAAAAUACACCACUUAAUUCCUUUUCCAAAAUUAGUCAUACAGUGAGCGUUUUGUUUUUCAGUAGACGUCAUUUCUGUGACUGGAAAUUUGAAGAGCUAGCCUAAUAAAAACUAUGUAUAUCAAGGGGAUAUGAAUACAAGCUGCGUGGCUUGGAAUAUUGUUUCAAAUUUGAAAUGAUGUGCUCUUUGUUCAGUUGCUGAUUCAGUUUAAAUUAGAUUUGCUUCUACGUUGCCAUUUUGUUGAGUUGAAACUCCACUGUGAUUCAUUAGUUUACUAAGUUGCAAGUUUUCAGGGAUGUUCAGUAAUAUAAAUGAUCUGAAAUAAGUCAUGGCUGAACUGACUUGGAAAACAGUUGGCAUUUUUAUGUUUGUAACACUUUAAGAAUUAACAAUUGUCUUAAUUUUUGUAUAAAUAUUUUUGACAAGCAGGGUGCAUUUAUAUAUAUGUAAACGCUAUCUUGUGAAGAGUUUUCUGGCUUAUUUCUCUUGAAUGAAGUCUGUGUUUCUUACCUAUUAGUUACCUUCUUAAGGUCAAUAUGAAAGGGGAUUUAUAUUUAUCCUAUCUUUUUUUUUUUUUUCUGAAACAAAAAUAACAAAAGCUUCCAAGUAAGCAAAACAUUUACUUUU